Drosophila miranda is the source of this 1053-nucleotide messenger RNA. RefSeq lists its product as uncharacterized. Lineage: Eukaryota; Metazoa; Arthropoda; Insecta; Diptera; Drosophilidae. The coding region runs from base 1 to 1053 and encodes 350 amino acids. The transcript has a single exon. The record is from RefSeq and is a predicted model, not a curated record.
AUGCUGCUGCGUCAGUUCCUGGCCCAUCGCAGGGUCACGUUUGUGCCGGUGCUCACACCCCACUACCGGGUUUACUCGGCCAACGAUUGCCUGAAGCUGCUGCAUCUCCAGCAGGUGGAUAUAUGCGGGGAUCUACUGGCGUACAGCAAUAUUUCGAGCUUCACGGCCAGCUACACGUAUCUGUACGGCUACAUUCUGAUACCAAACUCGCCGCCCAGGUCCAAGGUCAUCUACACUGUGGCCCCCUACAGCCCCACCAUGUGGAUGACUGUGGCCGCCUACUUGGUGCUGCUCCCCAGCGUCGGGAGCCUCGUGUACUGGCUUCAACGGGGAACCAUUCGCUACGGGAAGUUCGUCCUGGACGCCCUGAAGAGUCUGCUCUUCUCGGGCUUCCAGCUGGGCGAGUUCAGGGGCCUGGUGGGGGUCGUCCUGUACCUCACGCUCGUCUUUACCGGCUUCAUCUGCUCCAACUUCUACCUGGCCGCCUUGGGCAGCAUCCUGGCCACGGGUCUGUACGAGCCGCAGAUCAACACUUUCGAGGAGCUGGUCCAGCAGAACAUCACCUUCAUCAUCGGAGACUACGACAAGACCGUGCUGCAGACCUACGACUUCCCCGACAUCCUUUGGAACAUCACGCGCGUGGUGCCCUACGACUUUAUUACGCGGCAUCGGGCCGUCUUCGACACAGAUUACGCGUAUCUGGCCCACAGCGACCGCAUAGUGCUGUUCAACUUCCAGCAGCAGUUCAUGAAGAAGUUCCCCAUGCGCCGCCAGUGGCUGCUGAAGCAGAAGCUCGGCGAGACGCUGCUCAACUGCUUCAAUAGUGGACUCCUGGAGAAGCUGGCCCACGACACCAACAGGGAGACGAUCCGCAUCGGCUACCUCGGUCUCAUCAGAUCCGAGGAGUACCGUGCCCAGCCACUGGCCUUGGACUUCUUCUCCAUGCCCUUCUACAUGAUGUUCACGGGACUGGGCCUUGGCUUCGUCUCUCUGGUGGGGGAGCUCUUGGUCCACCUCCUUGCCAGGGGGAAAAAAGCGUCCCCUCAGGUGUGA